This is a messenger RNA of Anopheles funestus (African malaria mosquito), 906 nucleotides long. Its product is annotated as protein lag-3-like. The coding region runs from base 1 to 906 and encodes 301 amino acids. The record is from RefSeq and is a predicted model, not a curated record. Lineage: Eukaryota; Metazoa; Arthropoda; Insecta; Diptera; Culicidae. The transcript has 3 exons.
AUGUCGGGGCUGGGCGAGGCGGCCCAUCCCCCGGUAGCUGAUGCCCUCCAGCUGAGGGUGCUGAGGCCUCGGAGGAGGUCAAGGUCUGCACCGCGACCAUCCAUCGUCCAAAGUGUCGUGGACCAGCGUCUGAUACCACCACGUCCCGAUACCCCCGCACCGGAUGAGGUGGUUCUCUCGUCCAGCGACGGGGAGGAGGAUGCCCUCAACUCCACCAUCGUGGCGGUGGCUGAGGAGAGUGCGGUGCAACCGACAUCAUUGGUGGAGGAAACGGCAGAGCCAAUGCAAGCCGCGUUGGAGGGCGCACUGAAGAAGUUAGUGGAGCUUGAAGACACUCUUCGCAUCACGCGUGAUGAGCUCCGCAUUGCUAAUGAGGAGCGAGCUGUCCUUAGGCGCGAGGUGGAGCUGCUUCGUGUCGGCACCCAGACGCAGCAGCGGCCUCAGCAACAGCAGCAUGUAAAGCGUCAACAGCAGCCGAUGGCGUUGGGACAUGUUCCGUCCUCAGCCACUAGUCAGCAGUCAUGGGUGACGGUGGUGAAAGGUCGCCCGUCCCGACAGCCACAGCAGCAGCUACCGCAACAGGAGGAGCUCAUCUAUCGUCCGCCUCAGAUGCGGCAACAGGAGCAGCAGCAGCAGCAGCAGUUCCAGUCACGACAGCAACAUCAGAAGCGCAAACGGCCGAAGCCGGAGCAGAUCGAGGUCUCCCCCACGGGCGACGAAACAUGGGAGAUGAUAUACCGGAAGGUCAGACAGGCAGUUAACGGCAAUGUCCUGUACAAGGAUUUGAAAGACCAUAUUGUCUCGUGCAAACGCACGGACAAGAAUCUGCUCCGGCUGACGCUGAGCAAGACGGCGGAUGCACAGCUAAUGCUACAGCAUAUCCGGGCCAUUACGAGGCGGAACUAG